AUGGACGAUGAGGUAACAAAUCAAAACGGCAGCAAACUGCAAGAAGCCAGAAGCCAGGCGUCUGCAAUGUCUCUACCAAACCCACUCAUGGGGGACUUUGUUUCAGACUGGUCUCCUUUACACGAUGCUUCUAUCCAUGGACGCCUACUUACUCUGAUGAAACUCAUCCAACAGGGGUGCGAUGUGAAUCUUGUUACAGCAGCUCAGGUGUCUCCUCUCCAUGAAGCUUGUCUAGGGGGUCAUGCUGCUUGUGCCAGAGUCCUAUUAAAACAUGGUGCUCAGGUGAAUGGAGUUACUGUGGACUGGCACACUCCAUUGUUCAGUGCUUGUGUCAGUGGCAGUGUGGCUUGCUUGAAUUUAUUGCUGCAGCAUGGAGCCAGCCUACACCCGCCCUGUGACUUAGCAUCACCCAUCCAUGAAGCUGCUAAGAGAGGUCAUGUGCAAUGUGUUGAAUUCCUCGCAUCCUGUGGGGUAAAUAUAGACCACAACAUCAAACACCUGGGUACUCCACUUUAUGUAGCUUGUGAGAACCAGCAAGUGAACUGUGCCAAGAAGCUGCUUGAGUCAGGAGCAAACGUGAACAGCGGCAAGGGCCUGGACUCCCCUCUGCAUGCAGCCGCCAGGAAUUGCAGUGUGGAGCUGGUAACACUGCUGAUUGACUUUGGAGCAGACAUUUGGGUGAAGAAUGCAGAAAGCAAGAGGCCAAUGGAGCUGGUACCACCUGGCAGUCCUGUGGGAAGACUGUUCCUGCAGAAAGAAGGGCCACUGUCCUUGAUGCAGUUGUGCCGCCUUUGCAUCAGGAGGUGCUUCGGACACAAGCAACAUCAAAAAAUAACUGGACUUCUCCUCCCAGAAGAGCUGAAACAUUUCCUUCUCCAUGUUUAAGCCUUAUAUGUUUGAAUUGGUGCCUUUAAUAACACAGCAAGGUUUGUUG
Molecule: messenger RNA, 934 nt
Organism: Nestor notabilis (Kea)
Lineage: Eukaryota; Metazoa; Chordata; Aves; Psittaciformes; Psittacidae
Gene: ASB9
Product: ankyrin repeat and SOCS box containing 9
Exons: 7
Coding region: 1-885 (294 amino acids)
Biological process (GO): protein ubiquitination; intracellular signal transduction; positive regulation of protein catabolic process
Molecular function (GO): protein binding
Source: RefSeq, a predicted model, not a curated record